AAAUAAAGAGAUUUGGUAUUUGGGCCAGGGCUAUAUGGGCCUGGGGUAAUAUGGGCCUGAGGUAAUAUGGGCCGAAUCAACCCAAAGUGGAGCCGGCAGAAUCGGGAAAAUUUGAAGAUUUGGAGAACUCAGAAUGCUUAAAAGCCGAUUGGAAUUGCUGUUAUGGAGAAUGUCAGAAGAGCAUCUCAUGCUGGUUCGUGGUAUUCCCGUAAUUCUAAGAAACUGGCAGAGGAGCUUGAUGGAUGGCUAAGGGCAUCAGGCCUGUCUAAAUCCCCUGACGUACGUGGUGUAAUUGCUCCGCAUGCUGGUUAUUCGUAUUCGGGACGUGCUGCUGCAUAUGCAUUUGCUAACAUUGAUCCAACAAACAUUUCUAGGAUCUUUCUUCUUGGUCCAUCUCACCAUUAUUAUACUAAAAAAUGUGCUCUUUCAACAGCCACUAUUUAUCAGACCCCUCUCAGUGACCUUCCUAUUGAUGUGGAAGUCAUUGAGGAGCUUAAAGCAACAGGGAAAUUUGAACUGAUGGAUAUGCUUGUUGAUGAAGCUGAACACAGCAUGGAAAUGCACUUGCCAUAUCUUGCGAAAGUAUUUGAGGGGCAUUUAGUGAAAGUUGUACCUAUUUUAGUUGGUGCUGUUUCUGCACAAAGUGAGGCGAUGUACGGACGCCUGCUUGCCAAAUAUAUGGAUGAUCCAACGAAUUUCUUCUCGGUAUCCUCGGACUUUUGUCACUGGGGGUCUCGGUUCAGCUACAUGCAUUACGACAAGAAACAUGGGGCAAUAUACGAAUCUAUUGAAGCUUUGGAUCACAUGGGCAUGGAUGUAAUAGAAACAGGAGAUCCUGAAGCAUUCAGAAUGUAUCUGCAGGAGUAUAACAACAUCAUUUGUGGUCGUCACUCUAUCAGUAUAUAUCUUCAUAUGUUGAAGCUCAGCUCAACAAAAAUGAAGAUCAAAUUCCUUCAAUACGAACAAUCCAAUCGAUGCCAGACGAUGCGAGACAGCAGUGUCAGCUACGCAUCGGCUGCAGCCAAGGUGGAUGCUUGAAUCUCUGUGAAUUAGCCAAUAACUUAAUUGUCUCCAUUCCAAUUUCAUGCAUUUUACUUUAUCGAACCGCAUCGUCUUAAAUUAUAUGUCAAGUCUCCUCUGUUAAUAUCAUUCAUUCAUUCAUUCAUCAACUUUCAUUGUUAAUGUGUUAUUCUAAUUCAUUCAUCAACUUUCAUUGUAAUCUUCAUUGAUUAAAGCAUUUUCAAAUGGGUGAAGGGAAAGAUGAAUUUCAAUA
Molecule: messenger RNA, 1273 nt
Organism: Cucurbita pepo subsp. pepo (vegetable marrow)
Lineage: Eukaryota; Viridiplantae; Streptophyta; Magnoliopsida; Cucurbitales; Cucurbitaceae
Source: RefSeq, a predicted model, not a curated record